This is a messenger RNA of Trichomycterus rosablanca, 2159 nucleotides long. RefSeq names its product dyskeratosis congenita 1, dyskerin (gene dkc1). The transcript is spliced from 15 exons. Lineage: Eukaryota; Metazoa; Chordata; Actinopteri; Siluriformes; Trichomycteridae. Gene Ontology annotation, cellular component: box H/ACA snoRNP complex. Gene Ontology annotation, molecular function: RNA binding; pseudouridine synthase activity. The record is from RefSeq and is a predicted model, not a curated record. The coding region runs from base 25 to 1572 and encodes 515 amino acids. Gene Ontology annotation, biological process: snRNA pseudouridine synthesis; box H/ACA sno(s)RNA 3'-end processing; mRNA pseudouridine synthesis.
UUCCGCGGUUCACAGAUCGGGAAGAUGGCUGACGGUGAAGUUUCUUCAGUUAAGAAAGAUAAGAAGAAAAAAGCAAAGAAGAUUUCCGAUGAAGAAGUUGGGGAAAUCCAAGAAACUGGUGACUUUCUCAUCAAACCUGAGUCUAAAGUGGCCAAGCUUGACACAUCCCAGUGGCCAUUGCUGCUUAAGAACUUCGACAAGCUUAACAUAAGAACAGCACACUACACUCCUCUGCCACAUGGUUCAAAUCCACUGAAGAGAGACAUUAACGAUUAUGUCAGAUAUGGCUUUAUUAACCUGGACAAGCCAGCGAAUCCCUCCUCUCAUGAAGUAGUGGCCUGGAUCAAGCGGAUCCUGCGUGUGGACAAGACGGGUCACAGCGGCACACUGGACCCAAAAGUCACAGGUUGUCUAAUUGUGUGCAUUGAUAAAGCAACACGAUUGGUCAAAUCCCAGCAGAGUGCUGGCAAAGAGUACGUGGGCAUAGUACGGCUGCACAAUGCAAUAGAGAAUGAGCAUCAGCUUGCACGGGCUCUGGAGUGCCUCACUGGAGCCCUGUUCCAAAGACCACCUCUUAUAGCUGCAGUAAAACGCCAACUCCGAGUCAGGACCAUCUACGAGAGCAAGCUGAUUGAAUAUGACCCAGAGAGAAGACUUGGCAUUUUCUGGGUUAGCUGUGAGGCAGGAACAUAUAUCAGAACGCUGUGUGUUCACUUGGGGCUGCUGCUGGGAGUUGGAGGGCAGAUGCAGGAGCUCAGGAGGGUCCGGUCUGGAGUGCUGGGUGAGAAGGAUUGUAUGGUAACCAUGCAUGAUGUAUUGGAUGCCCAGUGGCAGUUUGACCACAACAAGGAUGAGAGCUACUUGAGGAGAGUUAUUUAUCCCCUGGAGAAGCUGCUCGUCUCCCACAAGAGGAUUGUCAUGAAGGACAGUGCGGUCAAUGCCAUCUGCUACGGUGCUAAAAUAAUGUUACCGGGUGUGUUGCGGUAUGAAGAUGGUAUCGAGGUGAACCAAGACAUUGUCGUCAUCACAACUAAAGGAGAGGCGAUUUGCACAGCUGUAGCGCUGAUGACGACGGCAGUCAUCUCCACGUGUGACCACGGGGUUGUAGCAAAGAUCAAGAGGGUCAUAAUGGAAAGAGACACGUACCCUCGCAAAUGGGGUCUAGGCCCCAAGGCCAGUCAGAAGAAAAUGAUGAUCCAGAAGGGGCUACUGGACAAACACGGCAAGCCAAACGGCAGCACUCCAUCAGAGUGGAAAGAAGGCUAUGUAGACUACAGUGCUAAACCCAAGGUGGCAGCUCAAGAUGGUGAGGCUAAGGAAUCCGGAGCAAAGAGAAAACGGGACGAGAGUGGAAGUGAAGGUGAAGCUGCGCCCGCCACUCCAAAGACAGACGAGGUCAAGAAAGAGAAGAAGAAAAAGAAGAAAGACAAGAAAAUGAAGCUGGAGGAAAUGGCCGAAGGUGCUGAUGCUGCAGAGGAAGCACCAGCAGAAGAGGAAGCAGAGGUCACAGAGAGUGCUAAAAAGAAGAAGAAGAAAAAGAAGGCUAAAGAAGCUGAGGCUGCAUCAGACUGAACACAUCUCCAAGACUCUUAAGCACUCAAAGCAAAUGGAACAUGGAGUGAACACAGGCCCAGAAUUGGAACCGUUUGCCUUCUCUCACCCGAUCUGUUUCAUCUACAGUGAUGUUGACGUCUCAAGAUUUACAUCAAACCAACCCUGACAAGUGUUCAGCACUGCUAUCAUGCUUAUUGCUGGGAUGGAGCGGUACAAAGCAACCCGAGCAGCGUCCUUUAAAAAGUCUGGUCAAUGAAAACUGCUGUAUGAUUUUUACAGUAUUUAUGAACAUCUGUACAGUGUUCCUAGUUCCUUUUUACAAGUAUCAGACUGUGGUAAUUAAAUGUAUGCCAGAUGAAAGGCAAUACACAAGUGUAACAGCGGUUAUGUUUAUUUUGUAAGCCUUGACUGGAAGAAUGGCCAACAUGUUCAGUCCCCUUUGUGCCCAUUUUUACUUUUGUUUCCUGUUUAAAGGCGAAUGCAGUCUGUUGUGAAUCUGUUUUUGGCUUUUUACAUAUGUGGAAAUGUAUCCUUUAUUUUGUAUAUAGAUCAAAUUGUAUUUCAAACCAGAUGAGUUUGAUUAAAUAAGUUUUUUUUUUUCCUAA